AUGAAGGUCAAGAAGGGUCUCAAGCGUCUCUGCUGCCACCAAAUUACUGACCACGAAGACCACAGUCGGCAGGGCUUUGGUCGAGGCAAUACCAAGUCGAACCAGAACCUCAAAGCCAGUUACAACAAUGGUGCACAGUCUGCCCAACAGCAGCCUCCGAUGCCUCCUCUAGUCAAUUCGCCCUCCAUGUCGUCCACCUACAGUCAAGAAGUCCCCUACAACGAAGCCGAGCCAAAGAAGUUCCUCAACGAGAAACAUGCGAAAUGUUCCGUCAAGGGCAACUUUCUCACGCUUGCUGCUCAACCUAAGAAUGUCGAUUUGGGAGAAUGGCUGGCACAUCAACUGGUCGAGAUGAACCGGUUAUUAGCUGGCAUGAUUCAGGUCAUCCAAGAAGUGGAUACCAAUAAUGGCAUGGCGCUAUGCAACGAAGUCACAUGUCCCACCAUGUCCGCCGGACGACUCACAUACACAUGGCUUGAGAACGCAUGGAUCGUCGGCAAAAUCCACGACCCUCACGUCUUCCCUACCGACCCACCCAAGGACGUCCAAGAGACCGCAUAUGCCUCAGGCGGUCCUGGCAACACCCUCCCUCCCAUUGGCGCACCCCCAUCCAACCUCAACCAACCCAUGUCCACGCUCGCUGGCUCCAACCAAGAUUGGAUCGGCAAAGCCUCUGGCUUCCCUCCCAAUUUCCACCAAGACGUCAAGAGCAUCAUCAAGCAGAUGUUCCGGUGUUACGCCCAUCUCUAUCACUGCCACUGGGACAACCCGUUCUGGCACAUCAACCGCCACCUCGAGCUCAACAGCUGCUUCGUGCACUUCAUGACCGUCGCAAUGUACUACGACUUGCUUCCGAAGAAGGAUAUGGAGCCGCUUCAGGGACUUGUUGAUAUCUUCAUCAGCCAGGGAGUCAUUCCGAGGGAGGCUGUCCAGAUGCAUGUAUCAUGA
Cyphellophora attinorum is the source of this 948-nucleotide messenger RNA. RefSeq names its product CBK1 kinase activator protein MOB2. Gene Ontology annotation, cellular component: nucleus; cytoplasm. The record is from RefSeq and is a predicted model, not a curated record. Gene Ontology annotation, molecular function: protein kinase activator activity. The coding region runs from base 1 to 948 and encodes 315 amino acids. Gene Ontology annotation, biological process: positive regulation of protein phosphorylation; signal transduction; cell division. Lineage: Eukaryota; Fungi; Ascomycota; Eurotiomycetes; Chaetothyriales; Cyphellophoraceae. The transcript is spliced from 4 exons.